This is a messenger RNA of Sugiyamaella lignohabitans, 2109 nucleotides long. It is a transcript of the gene SPT8, whose product is annotated as SAGA complex subunit SPT8. Gene Ontology annotation, molecular function: protein binding. The coding region runs from base 1 to 2109 and encodes 702 amino acids. Gene Ontology annotation, biological process: negative regulation of transcription by RNA polymerase II. The record is from RefSeq and is a predicted model, not a curated record. Gene Ontology annotation, cellular component: nucleus; transcription repressor complex. The transcript has a single exon. Lineage: Eukaryota; Fungi; Ascomycota; Dipodascomycetes; Dipodascales; Trichomonascaceae.
AUGAGUGGAGAAAAUCUGGAUUAUGAUAUUGACGAUGAAGAAGAUGAUCUGUUUGAGGAUGCCAUAGAGGGAGAACUAGAGCAGGAUCAAGACCAAGAUACCGACCAAGGGCGAGGCCAGGAUCAGGAUCAGGAUCAGGAUCAAGAUCAAGAAAUGGACAUAGAUCGUGAUGAGGAUACUGUAGGCUCGACAGCGAUUGAUGAAAAUUAUGAAGAGGAUGAAAAGGAUGAUGUUCCAGAUGCCAGUUCUGAUGAGCGUAUUGUUCCUAAUACUGGUGGUGAUGAGAAUGAAUUGACGAUAAAACAAGAGACGGACUCAGUAGAUGGAAGUUCUCGUCAAACGUUGGGUCAUGAGGUUGGAGGACAAACGAAUGGUUUGGGACAUAGUCAGUACCACGAGAGUGGAAAUGGACACGAAGACACUGAAUCUGAUAUGAUUGUUGGUUUCGAUGGUAACAAACGACAUAAGACAUUCCGAGAAAAAUAUCCAAUAGAGCCAUCCCACGAGCUUAUGGACUGCUCCUCAUAUGACAUUGUUCCAUAUGUGGCGGCCAUUCACGGAUGCCCAGUACAUAGUCUAGCGUUUUCUUGGGGUAUGAAGUGGAUGUUUACAGGUGGGCAAGAUGGAUUUAUUAGAAAAUAUAAUUUUAUGGACUCUGUUAAUGGUAAGGCUCCUCUUACUGUUGCACAGAGACACCAGUUUGUAGAUAGCAUUACAAAAUCAGGAGUGCUAACCUCAUACUGGGAAAAUGAGCAACCUGUAUUUCAAAAGUUAGCAAAGGUGGGCUCAGAUGGGUUAUACGAACCAAUUCUAUCACCGGUAUAUUCGAUGGCUGUACAAUCUGAAGCCCUAUGGCUACUGGCAGGAUUAGAGAGCGGUGGUAUUACAUUACAGUCCGUACGCCAUAACGAGGGUCAAAUCCAUGCCUAUUUGGACAAACAUACUUCAGCGGUAUCUUGUAUAAGGUUAGAUGAUUCGGAGACGAUAGCCCUAAGUGGGAGUUGGGACAAAACAGUGGUAGAAUGGGACCUGAACACAGGUAAGGCUAUACAUCAAUAUAUUGGAGCAUCUGGUCAAAUAUCAAGCUUAGAGUGGCAACCCAAUGGAGGUGCCAUAGUUUCGAACGCGUUAAGGGAUGAAGUAGAACGGUUUAAAAAUAGGGCGAAAGCACCCACUUCUGGCAGCAGCACCAAUGGGAAUUUCGGACCCACCAAGCAAAAUAUAAAAACAGAGAAUGGCGAUGGCAAUAGUUCUGGUAGUCCUAGUCGCAAUGAUGAGGAAGAUGAAGAUGACCGUAAGUCUCUUGGGUCACUCUUUGGCGAUGAUGAUGAGGAAGAAAAUGAGGAAAAUCCUAUGGGAAGUAGUCCGAUUGUAAAAAAGGAAGAUACAACUGGAAACGAGAAUGAAAACUCGGAUAACACGGCAAAUUUGAACGAUAAAGAUAAAACUGAUAACAGACGCAAUAACGAAAACGAUAAUGAGGAGAACAGCGAAAGUAAGGAUAAUACUGCUGAUAAUGAUAAUGAUGACAAUAGGAACGGCAUCAAUGAUGGUGGCACUGGUUCCGGUAAUAAUAGUAGCCCUCUAUUAACAACAAAUUCUGGCUAUGCAAUGUUCAUGACGUCCAGCAUUGACGGUACUAUAGACAUUUGGGAUCGUCGACAACGGACAAGAGCAGCCCAUAUCCGAGUGCCGGAAUCAACGCCGCCAUGGUGUAUGAGUGCAUGUUGGUCUACUGAUGGAAACUUUAUUUUUGCCGGUAGGCGUAACAGUACUGUGGAUGAAUUUGAUAUUCGAGCUAGUCUUGUUUCGCCUUCGCGGACGUUCAAAUUCCCUAGUGUAUCUGGAGCAGUUUCUUCUGUCUGUGCUCUGCCUAACAAUCGCCAUCUUCUCUGUGGUUCUCACGACAAUGUGCGUCUAUAUGAUCUGAAUAUGUCUCAAGCUAAGCGUAAGAUGCCUUUCUUCAUUAUCCCAGGACACCAUGGUGCCGUCAUAUCAAGCAUGUACGUUGACCCUGGAUGUAACUAUAUGGUCUCAGCUAGUGGUAGCAGAGGCUGGCAGGGAAAUUCCACUGACGUUGCACUUGUAUACGAAAUUCGUCCAAUGUGA